UUCGUCGAAGGUUGUGGUGGGAGCGCGACGCGAUCAGAGGGGGAUUCUUAGUUUUAUUUUUGUACAUGACUUCGAGUUUCAUUGCGGUAAAAGACGUAAGGAGCGGCGUCGCGGGACGCCGUAUAUAAAAUAUUUCUCUUCGUGGUUUAAAUGGAGGACAGUUAUACGGUGCAUCGACGCCGAAAGGCAGCGGCGAGGAGACGUGAAAAAACCCCGGAACCUCCGAAACGAGAUGAAGAAUCUGGAGAAGACGAAUCCAAGGCCAGAGCCAAGAUGGAGAAGAUGGUGGAAGACACCGAAAAUAUGGCAGAGAAUAGCGCGCAUCCGGAUCAGAACUUGAUUACUCCGCAGAAGGAGAACCGCACCCCUCGUACUCCGUCUUCGACGCCGAAGAAAAAAAGUCUCGAAGACGAUGCGCCAGUUGCACAAGCUGUCAAGAAUAUUAUGCAAAGUGAAAAUGCUGGAGAAAACCAGACGCAAAGUGAAUCUGAAGUGAAAACUGUUGAAAACCCGGUCCCGACGACCACCGACAAUGAGACUACUAAAUUUAGCAGCGUGGCUGACGAGACCGUUGUAAACCCACUUGAUUCUGAAUCGCCUUCAAUAUCAGCUGGGAAGGACGCUAUCGAUGUACCCGGCGCUGCGUAUGCCGAUUUUUCAAAACCUUCAGAGGUUUUAGAAACGAAGGAACAACCGAGCGGCGAAAUAAUCGGUACGAGUUACGGUGCGGCUGGAAAUCAGGGCACUGAACCUUUACGACCGAAGAAGCGUUCCAGAGACAAACACCUAGUUCAGGUGAAAAAAAGUUACGGUAGCGACUCGAGCGACGCUGAUCAAGAAAAAGUCUUACAGUCGAUUCGCAGGAAGAAAUCUCCCGAAGGUCCGAGGGCGAAGGGUGGAGGAACUUGGAAAAGUCAAAGUCGCAGUCACGCCGUGCCAACUGACACCGACGAAGAUCGGAAUACUUCGAACAACGAAUCGAGGCCAAAACCGAUCCACGAAAAACGACACGCGAGUAAACACAGGUAUUCAACCGGUACGGAAGAUGAAGCCAGCCCAAAAAAGGGGGAAAAAGGUCAUCGAGAUCCGCAGGGCGCGGAACGCGAAAGUUCGAAAAUCAGAGCUAGGAGUAGGGACUCUACGGCCAAGUCGAGGGAAAAACGAUCGGUUAGUCGGCACAGGUAUCCAAGCGAUACGGACGACCAACAACAGGAUUUAGGGAUGAUAAAGAGCGAGACGUUUCCACAAAAGUCUUUAACCGACCAACGUCAGGUGAUAAAGAGAUCAAGUUCCGAGAUGAAAAAGCAGAUAAUUCCUCUUAGCGACGAUAGCUUGAUUCAGGAUUUCGCCAAAGCUCAAGAAGAUUACUUGAAAAGAGACCGAAGUAUCCUCGAAUCCGAUCCUUUGGACGAUAUACGUUAUUCCCAUCAAAAAACCGAACAUGAAGCUUCGAUUCCGGCAAUCCUGAGAAAACGAAAGGUCGGUGUUCUCCAUGCGGAUCCCGAAGAAAUCCUCAAAACCCGAGAUCGAGAACUUGAGCAGCCAAAACGGUCCUGGUUUUCUUGGUUUGUUAACAUACCGUCUUUCAAGAAGAAAGAAAAGACGGAUGAAAUCAAUCCGGAUCGAAAAAUCACUCCCCCUGGAGAAUCUUAUAAUGGAGAUGAAAAAGUUUCUUUCGUGGAAUUCUUGAGGGCGUUGAGGGAAAUUGUUUCCGAAUUCAAGGCUUUCGUCAAUCAGAAUCCACGGGAAACUGCGAUCUUGAGAAAACUAAGAAACUCCUGCAUAGGAGAGCUUAUCCUGAUAAUUAUAUACUGCGGUUUGGGUGCCUUCGUCUUCAGAUUCACCGAGGGAGCCUUCGAAACAUUUUACAAAUGCGGAGUCAAGAGAGUGAAGAGAGACUUUCUCGAUAAUCUUUGGAAUUAUAGCCACAAUAUGAGAGAAGAGGACUGGAAGAGCAUGGCUCGUAGAAAACUAAUGGAAUUCGAAGAACAACUUCACAAUGCACACGAAGCCGGUGUUCAUUCCUACAGCGGUCAAAAAAACUGGACUUUCCUAAACGCCGUGGUUUAUUGCCUCACCGUUAUCACCACUAUCGGAUAUGGUCACAUCUCCCCAAGGACCUUAACCGGAAGAGCCAUCACAAUAGUUUACGCGAUAUUCGGGAUACCGAUGUUUCUGAUAAUUCUGGCGGAUUUCGGUAAGCUUUUUACGCGGGGGAUAAAAUUUCUUUGGGCGUUCGUCAGGAGACUUUAUUACACCGGUAGUUGUCGUAAAGUGAGAAGGACCGCACCUGUUCAGGAAGUGAUGAAAGGAGUGCAGCUCGUCUACGACUUUGCGACUUUCCGAAGGCCCUCGCAAAUGAACCCAGAAGACGUGGAAGAAAUUCAGAGGCAGAAAUCUCAGCCGCCAGCUGUUUUUAAUUUGGACGGGAACAUACCGAUUCCAGACACUCCGGGAACACCGGCGAUGUCCAAUUUCGCAAUUGACGAUGAAUUCAAUCUCCCGAUAUCAGUAGCCAUAUCGAUAUUGCUAGGCUACAUAUUCGUUGGUGCUACCGUUUAUCAUAUUUGGGAAAACUGGGGCUUUUUCGAGAGCUUCUACUUCGUUUUUAUAUCCAUGAGUACGAUUGGUUUCGGUGAUUUCGUCCCCGAGCACCCCAUGUACAUGAUGUGUUCAAUCGUCUACCUGGUAUUCGGCCUUGCUUUGACUUCUAUGUGCAUCAACGUCGUACAGACGAUGCUGUCCGAUUCGUUCAAGCAGGCCAGUCAAAAAAUCAGCGCCACGAUAGGUUUUGAAGUUCCUGCCGAAGAAGGUGCUGAAAAUGAGCAAGCGGAAAGUGAACCGGUGGACAUUUCUGACGUUCAAGUUACCAUUAAGGAACCUGACAAUGAAAACAAGGAAGCAAUAGCACCGAAAGCUAAACAGGAAGACAUCGAUUUGUAAAUUUAUAGAUCAGCGAAUGCUUCGGGAAGAAAGGGGAGAACGAAUUUUCAGUUUUCAGGGUAUCAAAAAGUUUUGGCGCUUCAUUGAAUAUAAAAUAUAAAUCGCCGCAUGUUCCAAGAACUUAUGCUUAUUAUAUAAGAAAGAUUAUACACCUAAAGUAGUGCCAUGAAAUGCACCAAAUUCUUGUGCCUUUCUCGUGGGGGAAAAAAACGAAUUCAUGAUUUAUUGUGAACUAUCUAGUCGCUAUUGCAAAAUGAAAUAAAAAAUUAUGCAUGUGAUAUAAUUAAGCAGAUAAUGUAAUAUAAGUAAAUUAUUUUCUUCUUCCUACGUGUGAUGUAUAUUCAGAGUUAUAUCAAGCUCUAUUACAGUACGAUAUUAUAUACUUAAAAAAAAGUACCGUGUAAAAACACCAAAAUAAGCAGACUCAUUUAAACGUAAAAUAAACUCGGCUAUUGCUUGACAACUUA
Molecule: messenger RNA, 3410 nt
Organism: Athalia rosae (coleseed sawfly)
Lineage: Eukaryota; Metazoa; Arthropoda; Insecta; Hymenoptera; Athaliidae
Product: TWiK family of potassium channels protein 18
Exons: 5
Coding region: 151-2943 (930 amino acids)
Biological process (GO): stabilization of membrane potential; potassium ion transmembrane transport
Cellular component (GO): membrane
Molecular function (GO): potassium ion leak channel activity
Source: RefSeq, a predicted model, not a curated record